AUGCCGAAGAUGGAGGUUACGGAUGAAGGAGCUACGCUCUCCCGCAGCGACACCUACGUCGGGCGUUGCAAGCCGUGCGAAGAGUACCCCGACGGCAUGAAGACGAAGAAGGUGUCUGAUGCUGUUCACUCGCUCGAGCGCGUUCUUUCGGAGCUGAACAUCGACUGCAAGGAAUCUGGGCCCGAGUACAACCUUGCGCGCUCGGCCAGGAUCAUCCUCCGGGUCGGCAAGAACCUCGACGGAUACUGGGNAAGCGCGAUCAUCCUCCGGGUCGGCAAGAACCUCGACGGAUACUGGGAUAGCAACCGCUUGUGCGUGCAGCUUGAGGCCAUAUUCGCGGCGUUCGAGAUCUCGAGGCAACCAGGCCGACAGAUGCUCGAAGUCUUUGACAACUCCACCGGGCACAACGCAUACAGCCCCGACGCCUUGAGGGCGCAGAACAUCCGAGCCUCACCAGGGGGCGAGCAGAUCCCCCCCCGCAACUUCGAGUACAACGGCAGAACGAUCUACACGACGUUUCGGGAGGGCGACGUGCUGUGCUUCAGAUCCAGCCCCUUCGCUCGAAAGACGGAGGCGGAGGCCGUGGGAACGGUUGUCAAACGGGGGACCAGCUCGGAGAAGCUGAUUGGUGUCGCCAAGGGGAUGAAGGAGAUUCUGGAGGACAUGGGGCUGUACAAGCUAGCCAGCGAAACGAAAGCGCCACCGCUGCUGUGCCAAAGGUGGGAUCAUUGGUUUUCGUUUCUGUUUCAGGGGCUAAAAUGCCGGCGUGCCCUCCAUGCCUCGUUUGAAGUCGAUGUACUAUUCGAGGUGUCUUCAGCUUUUUCCCUUGAGCUCUAUUCUGCUGCGAUGCACCUGGACUCGCGGUGCAAAGACGAGGCUAAGGCCAAGCGGGACAAGUCAACGAUGUACAACAAGGGGGGGGAGAGCCGGCAGCAGGCGCUCGAAGGCGAAGGAGACUCCGAUGAUUCGGACGAAGACAGCGAGGAAGGUGGUGCUCGCGAUGCAGCCAGAACAUCGAGAAGAUGCUGCUGCCAGCGAAUCAUCAGCGAGGUCAAGGCCUUCAAGGAGCAGAUGAAUCGGGUCGAGGAGCUGUUCGAAGCUGCUGGGCACGCAUGCAUUUUCCUCGCCAAGUACCACCCGGAGCUCAAUGCUAUCGAGCGUUUCUGGGGCUACACCAAGUCUAUCGAGCGCCGUGUCUGCGACUACUCCGUCCUGAGUCUGCUUGCAAGGCUUCCCAUGACGCUGAGCACUGUCACUUUGUCACUGUGCCGAAAAUGGGCCCGUGUUUCCUGGCUGUACAUAUAUGCCUACAGCCACGGGCUUGAGGGCUACUUGCAAACCCGAGACCUCAAGAAGUGGACGAACCACCGCUCGCCCACCGACACGGCCGACAACGUGUUGCUGGCUCGUGGCCAAGCAACAACCGCGGAGGAGCGCAAGGCCAAAGAGCAGGC
Messenger RNA from Ectocarpus sp. CCAP 1310/34, 1454 nucleotides. NCBI's taxonomy places the organism in Eukaryota, Phaeophyceae, Ectocarpales, Ectocarpaceae. The record is from the annotation of a GenBank genome assembly.